UUACCAAGCUCAGUCUGAGUCGGUUGGUCGGAAGAAUCACGUCGCGUAUCAGUACACUCGUUUCAGAAUGGAUCGCUGGGUAGGAAAGGUAGCUGUAGUGACCGGUUCCAGCUCGGGAAUUGGCGCUGCUAUCGCUAAGGAUUUGGCCAAGGCUGGCAUGGUGGUUGUGGGCUUGGCACGGCGGGUGGAACGUACCGAAGCGUUAAAGGAGGAAUUGCCGGAAUCGGCAAGAGAUCGGCUUCAUGCGGUCAAGUGUGAUGUGUCCAAGGAGGAAGAAAUACUGAAGAGUUUCAAGUGGGUCGAGGAGAAGUUCGGAGGAGUUGACGUGAUGAUCAACAACGCCGGAAUCGUUCGCCAGACGGAACUGCUCGAAGUGGGGAAUACGGAAAUGCUGCGGGAAGUGCUGGAUACGAACGUGGUGGGACUGGUGUUGUGCAGUCGGGAAGCUUAUCAAUCGAUGAAAAAGCGUUCGGUCGAUGGUCACAUCAUUCAUAUCAACAGCGUUGCCGGACACAAAGUGAUCAAUUCACCUAAAAUGAAUAUUUAUACUGGUUCGAAGCAUGCCGUGACGGCCAUCACGGAAACGAUGAUGAACGAACUGAGGAACGCCGGAACGAAGAUCAAGGUUACGAGCAUCAGUCCCGGAGUUGUAGAAACAGAAAUCAUCCCGGAAGCCAUGCGCAACGGAAAAUUCCCAAUGCUGGAAGCCGAGGACAUUUCGGAAGCUGUGCUGUACGCCCUAGGAACACCUCCACGAGUUCAGAUCCAAGAACUGACGAUCAAACCGGUUGGGGAAGCUUUCUAAAUGUUUCUUGUAUGCAUACACUCAAUGUGGUUUAAUAAGUUGUAUUGGAUUAAACAAAAACGCAUUGUGUUUCCGCAAUGUGGAACAAAUGUUAUAA
This is a messenger RNA of Aedes albopictus (Asian tiger mosquito), 902 nucleotides long. RefSeq names its product farnesol dehydrogenase-like. Lineage: Eukaryota; Metazoa; Arthropoda; Insecta; Diptera; Culicidae. Gene Ontology annotation, molecular function: oxidoreductase activity. The record is from RefSeq and is a predicted model, not a curated record. The coding region runs from base 68 to 805 and encodes 245 amino acids. The transcript has 2 exons.